Syngnathoides biaculeatus (alligator pipefish) is the source of this 1723-nucleotide messenger RNA. RefSeq names its product enoyl CoA hydratase 1, peroxisomal (gene ech1). Gene Ontology annotation, cellular component: mitochondrion. Gene Ontology annotation, molecular function: delta(3,5)-delta(2,4)-dienoyl-CoA isomerase activity. Bases 542 to 1474 code for a protein of 310 amino acids. Lineage: Eukaryota; Metazoa; Chordata; Actinopteri; Syngnathiformes; Syngnathidae. The transcript has 11 exons. The record is from RefSeq and is a predicted model, not a curated record.
AUAUAAAUCAAUAAUAACCUCAAUAAUUUUUUUUUAAAAGUGAUAUAAAUGGUUUGGAAUAACAGUAAACAACAAAGUAAGGGAAAGCUAAAAUUCCAGUCAAUUAAUGUUGAAACAUCAAGAAAUGGCAAUUGGAAACAAUUAAUUUAAUAUCAAAACCAAGAAAAUUGAGUUGCUGUAAAAAUUAAACAUUUGUGGUGAACGUAAACAACGAAGUAUGGAAAAUGCAAACAAAACUUCCCUAAUGAUUGUUAUUUUCCCCUAAAUCGACGUCGCAAACAUCUAAAUCCAGAACAUUUUCAUAAAACGAAUAUUUUCUUGGGUUUAGAAAAACUGCUAUAUCUGGUUUGUGAAGAAGGUAAACAACAAAAUGGGUGAAAGGUAAGAGAAACUUGUAGUCAGGACGAAUAUUGGGGAGGGACUCGUGUGCCUGAACUCCGCGACAAAAAGAAAAUACCGCGUGCCUGAAGGACCUUCAAGAGUUCGUUCUAGUUUGUGCUUGUUUUUUUCUCCGCCUCCUGCCUUCACCCCUUCAAGGGCGAUGUUGUCACUCUUUGCCAGGUCUGCUUUCUCAACAUACAGGGGAGCCGGGCCCUACAGCCAAACUGUCAUCCGGGCCAUGUCGUCGUCCAGCGGUGCCACCGCCCCUUACACCACACUGGCCAUCAGCCGUCCAGCGCAGGCGGUCACACACGUGGAGCUCCACCGUCCCAACAAGCGCAAUGCCAUGAACAAAGCUUUCUGGAGUGAGAUGGUGGAUUGUUUCAACGAGAUCUCUGGUGACCCGGACUGCAGAGUGGUGGUGGUCUCUGCUGCAGGGAAGCUCUUCACAGCAGGAAUCGAUCUGAUGGACAUGGCCGCUGACGUGCUGCAGCCCGACGGCGACGACACGGCCCGGAUUUCUUGGAACCUUAGGAAGACCAUCAGCAAGUAUCAGGAAACGUUCUCCGUCAUCGAGAGGUGUCCAAAGCCAGUCGUGGUUGCCGUCCAUGGAGCCUGUGUGGGAGGAGGAGUGGACCUGAUUACCGCCUGUGACAUCCGCUUAUGCACACAAGAUGCCUGGUUCCAAGUCAAGGAAGUGGACAUCGGGUUGGCGGCGGACGUCGGAACGCUGCAAAGGCUCCCGAAAGUCAUCGGCAGCCGUAGCCUGGUGAAUGACCUGGCUCUGACGGCUCGAAAGAUGUACGCCGACGAGGCCCUGAACAGCGGACUGGUCAGCCGAGUGUUUGCAGACAAGGAGGCCAUGAUGGCGAGCGCGCUGGAGAUGGCCGGAGAGGUGGCUGCCCGCAGCCCCAUUGCCGUGCAGGGCACCAAAGUCAACCUGAUCUACUCCCGGGACCACAGUGUGGCCGAGGGGCUCGACUACAUGGCUACGUGGAACAUGAGCAUGCUUCAGACCCAAGAUGUGAUGAAAUCCGCUCAGGCCGCCAUGGAAAAGAAGAGCGUCAAAAGUGUAACGUUCUCCAAACUCUGAACAAAGUGAACAAGCUAGGGUCCCCGGACUGGCUUUAAAGGGGUGUCCAAAGAGCCACCAUCAUUAAAAAAUUGAAUAUGUCCACAAUCUAAUGCAUCAUGUGACAUGGUGCUCAUUUUCUUUAACCAGUUUGUAAAUGUUGCAUAAUUUUAAGAUAAAAAGUGUACAUCUGAUCAGUAGCCUGACUUUGCAAUUGAGUCAAUUUCUAGCUUUAUCACUCGAAAAUAAAUUUGUACAUGAAUGUUUCUA